UCCAGUGUUUGGGACUCUGGGCACACACUGCUAUCUGGAGAAAGAGAUCGUGGUGUUAGAGCUCUCCCAGCAGUUUCUCUGACUGAUUUGCUCAAGAUGAAGAACAGAAAUCAAAUGACGGAGAGGAUCUUGGAUCUCAUCCUGGAGAUCAUCUACCUGCUGACUGGAGAGGAAUAUAUUGUGAUAAAGAAGUAUCAUGAGCAUCUUACGCAUAGUAGCAGAGUCCCAGUUUCAGAGUUAAACUGUAGGACCAAGAACCCGGGCACAGGGCCUUCACCGCUCUUCCUGAUGCACGAGAGGAACAAUGACAAGAAGAUCCUGGAACUGACCAAUCAGAUCAUCCAGCUGCUGACUGGAGAGGAGUGGGUGUUUUUAGAAGGACAUGAGGAUCUCUCCAAGAAUGUGACAAUGGAGACCCACCUGCUCCCAGGCUCUGAUGAACCAAGGAUCACACAUGUCAGUGAUGGGCUUAACAUUUUUGCUUCGUCAAAGUUUUGUGGAAAUGAAGAUAAAAGGGUCAGUGAAAUAACCAAAAAAGCACAAAGCACAAGGAACAAGAAGCAGGAUAAUGAUGCCUGGAUUACAACAAAGGAAUGUAUCCCAAGUGUAGAAGAAAAUAACAGGGGCACCCCCGUUUAUACGCCCUCAGAAUAUCCCUGUGUAAAAGUUGAGGAAUUAGCCUUACUUGAAAGUGAAAAUCUGAAGGCCUCUGAAAUUCAUGAACGCACACAACAUAGACAGACGAAAUGUACCUCUGAUUCUAUUAAAGAGGAACAAGGCUCACAUGGUAAAGGAGGUCGCACAGAACUUUGUACUGACGCAAAACAGCCACAAACGAACUACAUUUCUGCUCACAGGUCAAAGGAUUGUGUAGGAAAUUACACAUCCACAGAUCAUCCACAGACAGACUAUGCAUCCCUUAAUAUUAAGGAAGAAUUGGUUUCAUGUGCAAAGGGAAAUCUCACAGACAUUGACAUACAUACACAGACAGGAUGUCCAUCUACUCAUAUUAAGGAGGAAUCAGCCUCAGGUGAAGGUCAAAUCCACACUUACAUUUAUAAACCUACAGAAUACGUCAAUGAGGAGAAAACAGCCUUGUGCGAAGAAAGAAAUCUCCCUAACUUCAACAUGUAUACCCCUACACAAACAUCUACUCAAAUUAAGGAGGAACCAACGUUAUUUAAUGAAGAAAAACUCACUUAUACAUAUAUCUACACACCCAAAGAGCAGGCACAGAUAGCCCAUGCAUCUAUUUAUAUUAAGCAGGAACCCACAUGUGAAGAAGGAAUCCUCACAUAUACUAAUUUGUAUACACCCACAGAACAUAAACAGAGGGAAUGUAGAUCAAAACAUGUAACAGACCACCUCAGUGGGCCUCUUAAUACACAUGUAAUACAUAAUGGGUUGUCCUUAAUGAGGAGUAUUGAAUCAACCACAAAUGGUAAUGCACUAGCUCAUUCCCACCAAGGUUUGUCCAUCUCAGACAUGAUACACAGCUGUUCUCAGUGUCAGAAAUGGUUUUCUAGCACUUCGGAUCUUCUUAAACAUCAAUAUGUACACCGAGCAAAAAAGCUCUCCUGUUCUGAUUGUGGGAAAUGUUUCUCGCGGGUUUCACAUCUGAUUGUCCAUCGAAGGAUUCACACUGGAGAGAAGCCAUAUUCUUGUUAUGACUGUGGGAAAUGUUUCAGUCAGAUCUCUCAUCUUGUUAUACACCAGAGGAUCCACACAGGAGAGAAACCUUUUUCGUGUUAUAAAUGUGGGAAAUGUUUCACACAGAGUUCACAUCUAGUCAGACAUCAGAGGACUCACACAUGAGAAAGGCCAACUGAGCCAUAGGCAAAACGAAGAAGUCUACUUGGCAACAUGGGCAGCACCUGCUGAUGUGAGGACCACAUCUCUAGGUUCACAGUGUCUGAUUGCCUUUUUUUUUCUACACUAAACUAUAUUGUAGGAGCAAGAGAACCACUAUACAGUAAUAAUGAAAAUGAUAUAAGCAGCAGUAAGAAGUAGAAUUAUAUGAACAGCUAUGGCUAUGUUAAGCUCAAUCCCCAUUACAGUUUUAUUGGAAAGCAGGGAUGUGAAACUUAUAUUGCCCAACGCCCAGGGCAUGCAGUUCCAGGUGCCAGGAAGCAGGUGUUCUUUUUUUUUUUUUUCUUCAUUUAUUCAGGGCUGCCAUGGGAGGGCUGGUGGUAGCCACGGAGUGUACCUCCAUCCAGUGCAGAGCUGGACUGGCCCGUCUGGAAAUUUUCCGGUGUGCCGCUAUAGCUGAGGCCGACUGCUGCUUGAGAAUGGCUUACAGGGAGGAACAAGGAGUGGCCACAGCCAGCUACUCCUUGUGAUGCACAGGGUUGAAGCCAUCAGGGAUACAUAGUAACAUCAGAUCCUGGUGACUGGCACUGCAUGGCAGAGAGUAUGAGACAGGCUGCACACCCACCACCUAAACAAUGAAACAUGCUGGCACCUGCUAGUACUUAAUGAGACUGCUGAGUGUGCGUGUCAGAGAAUGUGUAGUUUGUGUGUAUGGGUCAGAGUGCGAGUGUGAGUUUGUAUCAGAAAGUGUAUCACAGUCACAUACAGCCAGCACACAAUAGACACAUUACAUACAUCCAAAACACACCACAAACACUAAGACCGAGUGAGAGACUAUGAGAGGGCAGAGGGUAAUUCACUAAACUCAUUAAAUAAAAACCAAAAAAAAAAAUAGCCAUGAGGUGACUAGUGGAGAUUGACUCAGUUUUUCCAUUCAGAUUUCAUUUGUGAAGUAAAGCUAAGCAAAUAGUCCUGUCAAUGUCCAGGGCAGGGGUCACACUCUUUGUAACUUAAAUUAUUUUGUGUCAGGACAAGUAGAUUGUCAUGAUGGACAAGCAGAAUGAGCUAUAUCUUCAGUCCCCUGGACAAGUAGAUUUUUUUAAAUCCACACCCCAGAAAGGAAAUGCUGCAUGGAUGGGGAGGAUUAGAGAGGGGUAGAAGAAGGGGAGAAAGUAUUGGUUAGGAUUAGGAUAGGCAAAAUGAGAUGGAGAGAAAAAAAAUCCUGUUUGGGGAACAAGACAAAUAAGGGUUUCUGUCCUCCAGAAAUGCCUCCAGCCAGGGGCGGCUCUAGGUUUCGAAUCCGCAUGGCCGAUUACUUUUUCUGAAAGUGGAAAUAGUUGCCUGUGCACAAGGUGAUAUAUGUUCCAGAUUGUCUAGAUGUGACCUUUUAGGAUUAGGAUUGUCCUAAAGGUCACAUCUAGACAAUCUGGAACAUGUAGCGGGCUGUGAAAUGUAUUCUUAUUCCGCUUUCUUACAUCACAUUCAUUGAUGUGGCCAUGCCAGUCUCAGUGCCAACAAUGAACUACAUAAAGACUUAGUGAAAUAAAGUAAUCUUUCAUUUAUUUUUUUUCCCGUUUAUUUGCACCGAGGGUGUGGGGUAUGUUUUGGGUUUAAAUAGACAUUUGGGAAUGAACACAGAAAACGUUUCUAUUUAUUAAAUAAUGAGAUUAAUUUUAUUAAACUUUUAUACCUU
Pelobates fuscus (common spadefoot toad) is the source of this 3502-nucleotide messenger RNA. RefSeq names its product oocyte zinc finger protein XlCOF29-like. The record is from RefSeq and is a predicted model, not a curated record. The coding region runs from base 97 to 1815 and encodes 572 amino acids. Gene Ontology annotation, biological process: regulation of transcription by RNA polymerase II. The transcript has 5 exons. NCBI's taxonomy places the organism in Eukaryota, Metazoa, Chordata, Amphibia, Anura, Pelobatidae. Gene Ontology annotation, molecular function: DNA-binding transcription factor activity, RNA polymerase II-specific; RNA polymerase II cis-regulatory region sequence-specific DNA binding.